UACCACCGUAACGUACGUCAACAUCCGUCGUAUCAUUAACUGUUCAGCCAAAUUGGAAUAGGGUGUUAAAUAGACGUCAAUAGAUACGGUGUUCUGCUGGGGUCGAUACUAAUAUAGAGGAUAAAUCUUCUCAUCUGAUAUCACCAUGAUAAUUAUAGUGAAAAUAAGAAGGUUACAAGGAAGCGAUGAAGAUAUACAGAUUGAUGAUCAGUGCACAAUAUUGGAAUUAAAACAGUUUCUUCAUUACCGAUUGGGCAUUGAACCCGCACAACAACGGCUGAUUUUUUGUGGACAUGUUCUGGAUGACACUCGGACAAUAUCUGAUUGCAAUAUUGGUGAUAACCAAGUGGUACAUAUGGUUACUAGACCACCACCAAUGCCUGAAAGAAGCGAACCAGAACCAGAUCUGUCUGAAAGUGACAAUGCUCCCAAUCAAGCGCCAUCUGGCCCAUCAAGCUUGGUUUUCGUUACACAUGAAGAUCAAGGGUCUAUGUCACCUACUGCAAUACGCUUGAGGAUCCUCAACACCAUUGUCUGUGAAUUAAGAACAAGAUUAUUGGAACUAGACUCGGGUUCAGAUAUUGAGGAAAAUCCAAUGCCUAUGGCGGAUAACCCUGUGGACGAAUUCGCCCGACUGAUUGCUGAGGUUCAUAGCCUGGAUAGAAUUUUUGAAUCACACAGAGAAAAUUACAUAGGCCUCAUUAAUGACUUUCGUGAUACCAAUGGGCCCCGCGACGAGAGAAGCAUCCAGGCGAGAAUGCGCUACUCGGAGCAAAUCAAUGGAGUGUUUCAUAAUUUGGCGCACGCGUUUCAUUUGCUAAGUGACAUUGCGAUGCUGGAAUCACCACAUGGUACACAGCUGGCUUCAGAAGCGUUCUUACGUCAGGGUCAGACGGCCACCCUCGACACGCAUUCCGGUCGCACUGGGAACAUCGACGGCAAUAUUACCGAGCCGUUUAAUGUGGAAAUUGAUCCCAUUAUGAUCCAGUUACAAAUAGAGACCAGUGAACCUACGAUGGCUCAGAGAAAUGCGGCCAAUCCCCCGCCCGACGUAGAUAUGGAAGAUUUGAACGCCGAUGAACUGAUGGCGCAGGACGCGACCUACGCCACCUCACAAGAAUACCUCAGGAGUCUCGAACAGAGGAUGCUAAAUAUUGAACAACAUGUUGAACAGGCGACUAGGGAGUUCGAAAAUCUUUAUAAUUUUGACGCAGAUUUUCCAUGUAUACCCUUACCAUCUAUGAAUCCUAGCAUUCGAAUUCGACGAGAUUUAGGGUACCCGAAUAACCCCGAUGCUCGACAUCAACAUUCUGGCGCUAUGCAACCAGGUUUGAGGAACAAUGCAGCUGCGCUGGACUUCGGAAUGGAGCUGGAUGAUUCGCCAUUAGGCAGUGGUAAUUUGCAGGACUUUCUUGGGCACCCACCAAAUUUGACAGGAAUAGUACAAAACGCGCAAUCGCCUAUGAUUGGUAGUGUGCCAUCGGAUUUAAUCCAGCAAAUCCUAUCUUCUGUUAUAAGAAACGAAGUAACAGGUGCCAACUGGCCUAAUACCGAUCAGAAUGCGACCGAGCCGGGUUCUAGACCAGAAAAUGUUCAGCCGCCAAGACGGCCAGCUGCAGAUUCACCUGAUUCACCAAGGCGCAUUUCGAUUUCAAACAUCGUCUAUGAUCAGGCGACGCCAUGUGAGAGCAGACACACCCGCCGUGCCCUGCAUUUGAGAAGUGGGAUCAAUCCAGCCGAAUUCCCUAUGCAGCAUAAUGAUGCGGCGUCUACCCGGACCUUUUUCACUGUUCAGUCCCUGUAUGACAGGUUUGACAGGAACCCAAGGUCGUCAGAUAAUUUGGUGACAGCAUACUUCUUGCUUUUGAGAGAAGCCGUGGUACCGAGCUCUUUCCGCUACCUCAGCACCCACGAGGUUCUACAAGUUGGGGAUGUAGUGGUCACCUACUUUAGAGGCCUGUUGCAAAGCGUACCCUACGAGGAAUCCGUUGAUAGAGUGACGGACAUCAUCAUGUCCAAACAUACCCAAUUUUUUAGACGCAUUCCCCUCAUGGUCUUUGUCUCUUCGAGUAUCAAUAUGACCGCGUCUAUACGUGCGGUGUUGUGCCAUCACAUGCCAGCCAUUUUCAAUUUGAUCUCCAUAAGGGACCCGAACGAGUUUUGCAGAAGCAUGAGGUCUCUGGUGCCACUGUUUUAUCAGGAUCUAUGUAUUGUGCUAUUCUAUUGCGUUGGAGAAUGCACCGUGGCUUUAGAAACGGUGUUCCGUGCUUAUUUGAUUGAUUGCAUGCGCACUAUGGAUGAGACCAAUAGAGACUUACUGCUGAAUAUUGCAUUUUAUUGUAUGUCUGCGGGAGUGUACCGUGCGAGUAUGUCCCCGGACGAGCCUCCGCAUUUCAUCGUUCACCGCGAACGGCGAGAACGUGAACGUGACGCUACUUGGUAUGGGUCUCCACAACCGUCCACGUCACGGGCGACCGAAAGCAACGUGAACCACACCCGUGACAUGUAUUCUGGAAAUUUGCCAAGAGCCCGCCCAAUGUGGACCUCCAGGGUACAAAGUAUGAGAAUAAGGUCAGCUGCUACGCUGGAUGCAAAUAGGCCAACAUGGAAUUCCAGGUCCGAGAUGCCCGAACUGGAAUCGGAGUCUCCGGAGCCUCCGGAUACCGCAGCAUCAGUUUCCAACACGACGUCAGCGUCUGCACCUUUGGAACCAGCUUCCACAUCUGCACCAGCUUCUGAUCCUUCCGGACCAGUUGCCACGUCUGAACCAGCCUCAGCAUCAGUUUCUACUAGUGCACCAAGAUCAGCUCCUUCACCACCAGUUUCCACGUCAGCACUAGCUACAGCUCCUUCGGCACCAGCUACAGCUCCUUCAGGUCCAGAUUCCACGUCUGCACCAGACUCAGCUUCUUCAGCACCAGUUUCUACGUCAGCGUCAGAGCCAGAACCAACUGCAGGACCUUCAGGACUAGAUUCCACGUGUGUGCCAGCUUCAGCUCCCUCAGCAUCAGCUUCCACAUCAGCGUCAGUAGCCAGGUCUGAAUCAGCUUCAACUUCUUCAGCACCCGUUUCCAGGUCUUCAUCUGCUUCAGCACCAGUUUCCAGGUCUGCAUUAGCUUCAAACUCUUCAGCACCUGUUUCCAGGUCUUCAUCAGUUUCAGCACCAGUUUCCAGGUCUGCAUCAACUUCAGUUUUCCGAGGUGCUGCUCCGGUGCUACCUAUGUCGUUAGUGCAAUUUGUGUCUCGCAACAUGCCCGACGACACAGCAUCCUUUUCUUUACUGAACGAAUCCAAUGUUGACUGGUGGAGUGUAGAGGAAGAUCGGCUGUUAGCUAUGGAUGAUACGCGUGACUCUGGCCGUGAUUCGCCCUUGAGUGACGCCUACCAUGUCGGACAUACUCAGCGGAACCAGGAACCAAGUCUACCUUCUGAUAUCAACUCGUUCGCAGAGUAUGUUUCUCUGAAUCUCGGCGAGAAUAUAGAGGUCGAUGACCGUCUGCGCAGUAUGUUCCUGGCGUUCCUCUCCACCAGAAUCGAAGAACGCACUCUGCAGUCGCCAGACUAUGAUAGAACGCAAUUCCUCGCUGUCAGGCUUCUCACUGAUAACACUAUUUCGCCACAAGACAGAGAAAGGUUUCAAGAGGAAUUGCGCAAUCGCUACCACUUAGUGCAAUCACAGGAAGGAAAAGAAAAGAGAUAAAUCCGAUACCGUCCUAGUUAUAAUCCGUUUAUACGAGACUUAAUUCUUCUUUAGAGGCUUUUACAACUAUAAAACAAUUUCCGUAUAUAGUGAAUGUUAUAGUUAAUUGUCUCUAUCACGGCUUUUUAAAUACAGCCGCUGUGCAGGUUUCACACUUAAAUGUGCUGUUAAAUUAGUAUAAGGAUAGUUCAGUGUUUGAGGCCAAUUUAGGAUAGUAUUUAUGUGAAAAAUUGUAUCUAAAGAUGUAUGUGAACGUAAAUAAACGGAAUUCUUAUUUGCCAGCCUAAACACGCGCUAAAUAUUGGGGAAGGCGCUAGUUAGCAUUUAAUAGGCAGCAUUCUCCAUUCCAAUUCUUGUAGAUGAAAUGGUUUUUAUCUAAAAACCAUUUCAUUUCAGCUAAUAAUUACCAAUCCUUUAGAUAAAACAAUAGAUGUUUUAGUAUGUGAAUUAAAUGUUUAAUCUUAAAAAUUAUAUUGAUGUUUCAAGGUAAGUUUCAAUAUACACAUAAAAACUAAAGAAGACGCUCUGUAUAUUCACGUGUAUUUUUUUUUCAAAUGUCUAUUUUUUACGUUAUCUAGUCUAUGAGUUUUCAGCAGUGUGAAAAUUAUCUCUUUAAAUGUGAAAUCAAAUUACUAUUUUUAGAAUUAUGUUCACAUUUCACCAAAGAGCUUAGAGCUUUUUGUCAAUCUAAUUUGUCUGGUUGAAAAGUUACGGUGACACUCCUUAAUGUCAAAGCAUACAUAUCAACUCGGAAAGAGAUCGCUCUCUCUACUACACUACCAUUAUCCCCUGACCACUCCCACGGCACUCCUUGCUUUAUUCAUAUCGUGUACCCAAUAUCGUUUUCUUAGAUUUUUGCUAUUUUCUUUUCAUCAAUCUCACGUAUUGUAAACCGGGACAUAACCGUGUGCUACACUUAACUGGUCGGUGAGCCGUAAGCGCGGUGUUGCCUAGCCGUAGCCGAGUUGACGUACAGUAGCUGCUGAUACGCUUUGCAUAAUAUCCCUUUCCGAGUUGAUAUGUGUGCUGUGACCUUUAUUAUGUGACCCAUCAACCAAUAUGUUUUUGUAUUAUAUGGAUCUAUGUUGCGUUUACGAGUGUAAUUAACUUCAAUAUCGCUCAAUAUUAUAAUUAUUUAAAAUAAAAGUUAUGUAAUAUCUUUAUAUUGAAUAAUUAUGUUUUUUCAAUGAAUGUAAUAGAAAUUAUAGAUGUUGUAUGAAACUUUAGAUAUAUUUAGAUAAGAAAAAGCAUGUAUUAGAUCGUCCUUUUAAUAAGGUUAUCCUUCAGUCGCCUAUAAAGACAAAUUUAUGUUUGAAAAUUUGAAACUUGUUUAAUGCACGGCCAUUUGUGGCACCUUUAAUUCUAUAGUUUUUCAGUUCAAUUUGUUUUUCAUGCGUUCCAUGUUGUUUUAGUAUUAAGUUAGUAUAAUUUUCACACGCAUCUUUAAUAUUUAUAAUGGUUUUGUUAAUCGGUCCUGUAAACACUGAAAAUUAAAUAAAUGUCAUGA
Molecule: messenger RNA, 5207 nt
Organism: Pieris napi
Lineage: Eukaryota; Metazoa; Arthropoda; Insecta; Lepidoptera; Pieridae
Exons: 25
Coding region: 146-3700 (1184 amino acids)
Cellular component (GO): BAT3 complex
Molecular function (GO): misfolded protein binding; polyubiquitin modification-dependent protein binding
Source: RefSeq, a predicted model, not a curated record